Erpetoichthys calabaricus (reedfish) is the source of this 6652-nucleotide messenger RNA. RefSeq names its product WD repeat domain 13 (gene wdr13). Lineage: Eukaryota; Metazoa; Chordata; Cladistia; Polypteriformes; Polypteridae. Bases 281 to 1738 code for a protein of 485 amino acids. The transcript has 10 exons. Gene Ontology annotation, molecular function: protein binding; promoter-specific chromatin binding. Gene Ontology annotation, cellular component: nucleus. The record is from RefSeq and is a predicted model, not a curated record.
UUCAAGAAACCCCUGUAGCCAAGCACAGGCAAAGGAAAGAACAAGCUGCUGGCAACUGAUGCUCAGAGAAAAACAUGAAACAAGCAACUGGGUGUCAUAGCAGCGGUCACGUGAGCUGCUAGGAGAACAGGGGACUGGAUCGCCAGGAGAGAAUGACCGGCACUUCACUUGCAGGGUAGUGCAUCACGUAUCAAGCUGGGAAAUGUAGGAUUUCAGUUAUACACAGAGAGAUGGGCGUUGGCAUUGCUGCCUGUUCCCAAGUUCCGUAAAUGAUAGUGGCAUGGCCGCAGUGUGGCAGCAGGUCUUGGCAGUGGAUGCAAGGUACAACGCUUACAGAACACCAAACUUUCCACAAUUUAGAACACAGUAUAUUCGACGGCGCAGCCAGCUUCUCCGGGAAAAUGCCAAGGCCGGAUUUGAUCCACUUCUGCGAAAGCAGUACUUGAGACUCAGGAGCCAGUUGCUUUCACAGCGUUACGGACCUUUGUCAGAGCAGAGCAGUUUUAGAGCCGCAUAUUCGAACAGUGUGCGUAGCUCUCGAACAACACUUGACCGCAUGGAGGAUUUUGAAGACGACCCUCGGGCACAAGGGGCUCGUGGGCAUCGUCGGUCUGUUAGUCGAGGCUCUUACCAGUUCCAGGCUCAAUUAAAUAGAGCUGCAUAUGAUGACAGGCCUCCAGGCAGUUUGGUGCCAACCUCUGUAGCAGAAGCAAGUCGAGCAAUGGCUGGAGACACCACUUUGAGUGAGAACUAUGCUUUUGCUGGAAUGUACCACAUCUUUGAUCAACAUGUGGACUCCGCAGUUCCAAAGGUCCAGUUUGCCAAUGAUGACAAACAUCUUCUGGCUUGUUGUUCACUUGAUGGAACCUUGUCUAUCCUGGCUUUGGUGCCAGCACCCCCCAGUGUCCGACUGGUGCUUAAAGGGCAUUUGAGGGCUGUGACUGACUUUGCAUGGUCUCUAAGCAAUGAUAUAAUCGUGUCAACAUCACAGGACGGGACCUUGCGCAUUUGGAACACUGAGGAUGGACGGUGUAUCCGGGAAGUUUCAGAUCCUGAUGGCUCAGAGCUGCUUUGUUGCACUUUCCAACCCAUGAAUAACAAUCUCACUGUGGUUGGAAAUAGCAAACAUAACGUUCACGUAGUGAAUAUCUCAACUGGAAAGAAGGUAAAGGGUGGCUCUAGCAAGCUGACUGGAAGAGUACUGUCCUUAUCUUUUGAUGCACCUGGGAAGAUUCUUUGGGCUGGAGAUGACAGAGGAAGCAUCUUCUCCUUCCUUUUUGAUAUGGCCACAGGUAAGUUAACUAAAGCCAAGCGCUUGGUGGUCAGUGAGGGAAGCUCCAUCACUAGCAUAUCAGCUCGCUCCUGGAUCAGCAGAGAGGCUCGAGACCCAUCUUUACUUAUUAAUGCCUGUGUCAACAAGCUGCUACUGUACAGAGUUGUUGACAAUGAAGGGACACUACAAUUAAAGAGAAGCUUUACAAUUCAGCAUGGCUCCCAGUCAAUCCAUAGCAUUUUUUGUCCAUUGAUGUCCUUCCGGCAAGGUGCCUGUGUGGUGACAGGUAGUGAAGACAUGUGUGUCUAUUUCUUUGAUGUGGAAAGAAACACCAAGGCCAUUGUGAACAAGUUGCAGGGGCACAGUGCCCCCGUCCUGGAUGUCAGCUUCAACUGUGAUGAGAGUCUUUUGGCUUCAAGUGAUGCUAAGGGCAUGGUCAUCAUUUGGAGAAGGGAACAAAAAUGAGACCUUAUCUGUGCUUGCUGGGAACAAGAUAUUCCUCAAGGUGAAAUGUAACUUGCCUAACCCAAAGUUGUUCUUGGUGCACAGUCACUGUGUCUCACAGUGUCAUUUUUCAAUGCACCAAUGCACAAAGGACAAUUUUUUUGGUUGGCGACAUCCCUUUUCCUUAAAAAGCGUUUUUUUUUUCAUUCAUUCUUUUAAGUCUGAUUGGUUUUGGUUUGUGUUGUAUAAAUGUGAAAAUUCAUCAUGCUUUACAAAAAAGUUUUAGAGUGUGCCUGGUAUUGCAUAUAGAGUGCAUAUGAAUUUAUGCUUUUUAUUAUGGUAUACAUUAAAAUAUGAAAGGCUAUGUAAGUUUUUUUGUUUUUUUUUAUGGACCAUGUAGGUUUAGAAAAUGGAUGUGUAGAUGGAUGAUAAAUGUUUUGUGCCCCUACCUGUUUUAUACAGACACAAAUGUGAACACUGAAAUUCUAAGCUUCCAGUGAAUGGAAGGCUGAAGUGAUAAAUCGGUAAUAAAUAAUUACAUUGCAGUCAAUAAUAAGUAUGUUCUUCCAUACCAGAGACGUUUUUGUCAUGCGUGGCUGUGCUGUAAAUAUCUCAUGGAAAUAAGUGGUUAUGACAGAAGUGUGCUAAUGGCUUAAGAUAAUGCAAAUGCAGAUGCAGUCUGGGAGGUUAUUAAAGGUUUUAUUUGUUGCUUUACUAUCUCCUUUUCCUCACACUUGGCAUGUACUAAACACCAGAGAAUAAAGGACCUCAAGUCUGAACUGUCAUCCUUGGAAAGAGCUCACCCCCUUACGGUUAAUAAAGAUGACCAACUUCUGAUUGCCAAAACCAGAACUGAACUUAAUAGCCUCUUAAUCCAUUGUACCAGGGUUUGCUAUUAUGUCUCAGGGCCAGGUUGAGCAGACUUCUUGCUGAUAGAAUUAAGCAAAAUUCCUCAUUUGCCUCCAUACCUUCUAUACUUACAAAAUCUGGCUUGAUUUUAAAUGAUCCCCAGAUAAUAAAUGAUGAAUUUAUAGAUUACUACUCUAAACUAUUUUCUGACAUCUCCAGUACUACUCCCUUCGAUGCCAAAUCACUCCUUGACACCCUUCCAUUUCCCUGUCCCACAAAGGAAGCAUCUUCUCUUCUAGAUGCUCCCAUCUCAUCUCUUCAAGAGCUGCUAGACUCAAUGACCACAGGCAAGGCCCCAAGGGAUGGAUGAGUCUUGCCUGUGAAUGAAGCUACUUCCUCUGGCCAUUUAAACCCCAGUAUUUAAUACUGCAGCUAUUAUACUAUUUUUGAAGUAAGGUGAAGACCCUACUCUGUGUUAGAGUUAUAGUUCUCUCUCUCUCAUUAUCUUGAAUACAAAACUGCUAGCUAAAGUUCUGGCCUGCCACUUACAGAAAGUCAUUACCAAAUUAAUUAAUCCCGAUCAGUUUGGUUUCGUACAGUCAUGGCUAGCCUCUGAUAAUAUGAGAAGACUUAUGCAUGUCAUUGAUUCAGCUUUAUCUGUCUCUGGGCCAGCUGCACUUCUCUCUCUUGGUGUGCCGAGAAGGCCCUUUGACCAUGUGAAUUAGCAAUUCCUAUGGUAAGUCAUAGACAGAAUGGAUUCCGGUCCAAGAUUUGUAAAUCUGGCGAAGACUCUUUACUCUGUAGUUUUUCUGUGUUCAUUCAAAUAUCUUUCAUCCCUUCUCCGUUAAUAGGGGAGUUAGGCAAGGCUGUCUUUUGUUGCUCUUACUCUUUAAAUUAUCUCUCAAACCACUUGCAGUUGCUAUCUGUAAUUCUCAACCCCAUUACAGUUUCAGAAACUAAUCAUAUAAUAUCCUUAUAUGCUGACGAUAUCAUUCUUUCCCUAGGUAAUGCCCUGUCUGAUAUCCCUUAUGUACUAGAACUGUUCAGGUCUUUCAAAGACCUGUCUGGUAACAAGAUUAAUUGGUCUAUAUCUUCUCUUCUGCCCCUUAAUGAUAUGUGAUGUCAAUUCUCCCUACCAUCUGUCAUCUCUGUAUCUAGUAGUUUAACAUAUUUGGGGAUUGAUAUUACUGCUUCAAACUCAGACAUAUCAUCGAACAACUGUUGCUGAUUCUUCGCCAUUAACAACUGAUACAAACUUUCUCUUUUCAGUCUCAUUUGACCAUUAUCAAAAUUAAUAUUGUAUCCUGUUUCAACUUCUUUAACUCUGUGCUGCCACUUCCCCCUCCUACUAAAUACUGGGCAGAAGUUGGGUCAGUCAUUUCAAGGUUCUUGUGGAAUGGCGAAUGACAUAGCCUUUAUAAAUAUUCAACCCUGGUUAGAGGCAGAAGGAGUGCCGGCGAAUCGCUGCCUGACUAGAACUACAGUGCAUCCGGAAAGUAUUCACAGCGCAUCACUUUUUCCACAUUUUGUUAUGUUACAGCCUUAUUCCAAAAUGGAUUAAAUUCAUUUUUUUCUUCAGAAUUCUACACACAACACCCCAUGGUGACAACAUGAAAAAAGUUUGAGGUUUUUGCAAAUUUAUUAAAAAUAAAAAAACUGAGAAAGCACAUGUACAUAAGUAUUCACAGCCUUUGCCAUGAAGCUCAAAAUUGAGCUCAGGUGCAUCCUGUUUGCCCUGAUCAACCUUGAGAUGUUUCUGCAGCUUAAUUGGAGUCCACCUGUGGUAAAUUCACCUGUGGUAAAUUUCUGCUGCUUUGAAGGUCACAAUGAGCACAGUGGCCUCCAUCAUCCAUAAGUGGAAGAAGUUCGAAACCACCAGGACUCUUCCUAGAGCUGGACGGCCAUCUAAACUGAGCGAUCGGGGGAGAAGGGCCUUAGUCAGGGAGGUGACCAAGAACCAGAUGGUCACUCUGUCAGAGGUCCUCUGUGGAGAGAGGAGAACCUUCCAGAAGGACAACCAUCUCUGCAGCAAUCCACCAAUCAGGCCUGUAUGGUAGAGUGGCCAGACGGAAACCACUUCUUAGUAAAAGGCACAUGGCAGCCCACCUGGAGUUUGCCAAAAGGCACCUGAAGGACCCUCAGACUAUGAGAAAGAAAAUUCUGAACUCUUUGGUGUGAAUGCCAGGUGUCACGUUUGGAGGAAACCAGGCACCGCUCAUCACCAGGCCAAUACCAUCCCUACAGUGAAGCAUGGUGGUGGCAGCAUCAUGCUGUGGGGAUGUUUUUCAGCGGCAGGGACUGGGAGACUAGUCAGGAUAAAGGGAAAGAUGACUGCAGCAAUGUACAGAGACAUCCUGGAUGAAAACCUGCUCCAGAGCGCUCUUGACCUCAGACUGGGGUGACGGUUCAUCUUUCAGCAGGACAACGACCCUAAGCACACAGCCAAGAUAUCAAAGGAGUGGCUUCAGGACAACUCUGUGAAUGUCCUUGAGUGGCCCAGCCAGAGCCCAGACUUGAAUCAGAUUGAACAUCUCUGGAGAGAUCUUAAAAUGGCUGUGCACCGACGCUUCCCAUCCAACCUGAUGGAGCUUGAGAGGUGCUGCAAAGAGGAAUGGGCGAAACUGGCGAAGGAUAGGUGUGCCAAGCUUGUGGUAUCAUAUUCAAAAAGACUUGAGGCUGUAAUUGCUGCCAAAGGUGCAUCGACAAAGUAUUGAGCAAAGGCUGUGAAUACUUAUGUGCAUGUGAUUUCUCAGUUUUUUUAUUUUUAAUAAAUUUGCAAAAACCUCAAGUAAACUUUUUUCACGUUGUCAUUAUGGAGUGUUGUGUAUAGAAUUCUGAGGAAAAAAAUGAAUUUAAUCCAUUUUGGAAUAAGGCUGUAACAUAACAAAAUGUGGAAAAAGUGAUGCGCUGUGAAUACUUUCCGGAUGCACUGUAUAUCAUUGAGCUUUGAUUCUCUGCCUUAUUUGGUCAUGGUUGUGUCCGCUGCCUCAUCCUCCUCUGUGGCUCCAUAUAGAAUCUUCCCUUGCUUUUCUACUUUCUUUUCAGGGUCUCCUGUUUACCUCCUUAAAGUCUAAAGCCUCCAAACUUCCCUUGGGACCUAUCUUGUUAUAUGCCAUCAACAUAUGGCUAUGUGUGGAAAAGUUACUUGCACCCCAUUGAAAAGGGCACUCUUUCACUUCAAUAUUUCAUAACCCUGCUUUCUCAACAGGUUGCCGGCCCUGUGUAUUUCAUCUCUGGCAGCGUACAGGAAUUAGUGUGCUGGGGAAUCUGUUUAAUAGUUCUGGACUUAUGAUGUUCUAGUCUUUACAAAUGCUUUUUAGUUUUAUUUUCUACUUACAACUCCAAGCAGUGCUCAGAAUAUGUGGGGUUUCGCUGACUGCCCCACUACCAAAUCAUUCAUUGUGCUCUCUGUUGCGGUCUUUCUUUUCAGAUGUCUUCACAGGCUUUAUCCUACUCCCUUUUUGCGGCAUCUGAUGAGCCUCACUGCUGAUCCUCUCUGUCAAUUAUGUUUCCCUGGCUUACCUGCCACUUUUCUCCACACGUUCUGGCACUCUCCUCCUGUCUUUUCUUUUUGAACACACUAAUUUCUGUCUUACAAUAUUGCCCUACUGCCUCAAAUUUUUCUUCUUGUAGACCUUCUUAUGCAUCUGCUUAAACUCCAUGAACAUGUUAUUUUUGUCUGGGGAUUUAGGGGCCCAAUUAAUUAUUGUCUCCCUCUGGAAGACACCUGAAUGCAUUACUGUACACAACUGGCAGGCCGCCUCCUAUUACUUAAUUCAUUUGGAGUUGUCUGCAGUGCGGCUUAAUGGUGCUUCCAGUAAUGAAAUCGAAACUUGGUCCGCUGCUGCUCAGUUGCUUAAAUCUGGGUGUGUAACGCCUUAACUUUUCCUUUCUGUAACACAAUUCUUUACUUUAUUUCUUUUUGCUGUCAACUGGAUUUUCUCAAAUAUAUAUACUUUUUUUUUUUAAAAUAAACCUCCUGGUGGAGGUGGGUUGGAAUGUGUUUCUAUUUAUUGUAUGUUUGCUUCUGUUCAUAUUCUGUCAAUUUGUCUUUAUUUAAUAAAAGUUGAUCACAAAAAAAUGAAA